Molecule: messenger RNA, 4944 nt
Organism: Bradysia coprophila
Lineage: Eukaryota; Metazoa; Arthropoda; Insecta; Diptera; Sciaridae
Biological process (GO): DNA integration
Molecular function (GO): nucleic acid binding
Source: RefSeq, a predicted model, not a curated record
AUGGCGCUCAACAAGUUGUUAAACCACCGUUCAUCACAUCAACGAUCUAUAUUUCGUAUGGAAACCUCUGUACUUGCAUUCGACGAAAAUACACCAUCGUCAGCGUUACAGUCCUCACUUGAUUUGCUGGAAGAAUAUUGGGUAAAAUUUCAAUCCGCUCAAUUGAAUGUUGAGGAGAAAGUUGCUGAUGCGGAUUUGGAAGAGCAGAUAAAAGAAAUGGCUGUAACAGAGGCGAUAUACCUAAAGGCAAAAAAUGUCUUGACAGGUUUUUUGGAACAAAAGAAGAGAGAUCGAGAUCAACAAAGUGGAGCAAACCGAAAUCGAAUGCCACAUGGGAAUGCAGGUGAUAACAAUGUAAAAUUGCCUAAGCUUGAAGUGCCGAAGUUCGAUGGAUCGUUUGCCAAUUGGGCCACAUUCCGAGAUUUAUUUUUGUCUAUGAUUGGCAAUAAGGAUUCCAUAUCAGACGGUGAAAAAUUACAAUACCUAAAGCCAAAUUGCUCAGGUGAAGCCGAAGACAUUGUAAGCGAAUACAAAAUCACUGAUGCCAAUUACAAAGGUGCUUGGGAUGCGCUAGAAGAUAGAUUUGAAAACAAACGAUUGCAGGUGACAGCGCAUUUAAGUCAACUGUUCGGUCAGCCAUUCAUGGAUACGGAAAGCGCAGAAAUGUUAAGAUCGUUGCUGAGAACAACACAAAAAUGUUUGCGUGCGCUGAAAGCUUUGGGUGGACAAAUCGAAACAUGGGAUUGGCUUAUGGUACACAUGACAGUUAUUCGACUAGAUUCAAAAACUAGGCGAUAUUGGGAGUUAAUUCACACAUCGAAAGAAGUAGCUACGUGGCAAGAAUUGGUUACGGCGUUGGAAAAUCGAUGUGUAGCACUGGAAGCCGAAAAAACGAAUAAACCGGAUAGCAAAACAACAACGUCAACAGUGAAGACCAACGAUAAGAAGAAACAUGGAUUGACAGCGCCAGCAAAAGUUUUCACGUCAGUAUCAUCAAAGAUUUGCGAAAUCUGCAAAGGCACACACGAUUGUUCAAGCUGCAAGGUCUUUUUGGAGAAAAAUUUGAAUGAUCGAUUGGAUUUAGUACACAAACAUAAGUUGUGCUACAAGUGUUUAAAAUCUAAUCACAAUUUUCGGCUGUGUAAAGCUACAAGAUGUGGAAAAUGCAACAAACAUCACCACGAAUUGAUACACAGUCAAGUUUCAUCAAACUCUUUGAGCAACACGGUUCCAGCGACAGUUCAAUCGAAUGUUUCAUCACAAAAUGCAUUAGUCAGUGACGCAACGUCAAUCGUACAAACUCAAGUGCUACUGUCAACGGCGUUAGUAAAGGUGCGUGCUGCGGAAGGAAAUUGGAUCAUACUCCGAGCGUUUUUGGAUGCAGGUGCUCAACGAAAUGUAGUGACCGAAGAUUGUGUUCAAAAGUUGGGGCUACAACGUUUUGCGUGUGAUGUUCCUGUAAAUGGAAUCGCAGGUGUUGAUGCUGGUACAUUCAAAAAAGGCGCAAAGGUUCCGUUAAAGUCGUGUGUUGAAGAUGGAUUCAGACUGGACAUCAAUGCUGUCGUUAUGAAGAAAAUUACCGCUAAUUUGCCAAACGGAAGAUUCGACAUUUCGCAAUGGUCGUAUAUCAAAGGGCUGAGGUUGGCUGAUUCCAAGUUUAAUGAACCAGGUAAGGUUGAUCUGUUAAUUGGAGCUGAAUUCUUCUUUUCGUUAUUAAAGAAUGAACCGCAAGUGAAAGGUCCAAUAGGAUACCCGAUAGCGCAAAACACACAUCUGGGAUGGAUUUUAGCCGGUCCAGUGAAUUCUUCGAAUGAAACAAAUAGCUCAAAAAUAUUUGUUAUGACCGAAGCUGCAACAGAUCAAUCGUUACCGGCCAUAUUAUCCAGAUUCUGGGAACUUGAAGAAUUUCCGAAAGUUACCAUCAAGUCAUUGGAGGAUAGAAAAUGUGAAGAACAUUACGAAAAAACGUUUUCUCGAUCUGAUGGUCGUUUUGUUGUGAAUCUGCCGUUCAAAGAUAAAAACUUGAAAUUUGGUGAUACACGAACGGUGGCAUCGAAACGUUUUGCGUAUUUGGAAAGACGAUUUUCGAAAGAUCAACAAUUGCAAAAGGAUUACAUCGAUCAAAUAAGAGAUUUGGAAGCAUUGGGUCAUGCGAAGUGUGAAACCAUCGUGCAUCAAGACAGUUUUUAUUUGCCACAUCACGCUGUAGUAAAACCAUCAAGAACGACAACGAAAACGAGAAUUGUUUUCGACGCUGCAGCUAAAAGUUCAAAUGGAGUGUCAUUAAAUGACAAGCUAAUGGUUGGUCCACGAUUGCAAGAAGAUUUACUAAGAAUUCUCGUCAGAUUUCGAAGCUACUGUGUUGCUGUCUCAGCAGAUAUUGAGAAAAUGUUCCGGCAAGUGCUCGUAGCUCCAGAGGAUCAACAAUUUCAAAAGUUUUUGUGGCGAGAAUGUUCUCAAGACGCUAUCAAAGAGUUCAUACUUACCACCGUGGUAUUUGGUACAUCGUGUGCACCGUUUUUGGCAGUGAAAAGUAUACAAAAAUUGGCCGCACUUGAAUGUGAUGAAAAUACCAGAACGAAAUCAGUAAUUCACAACGACUUUCUCAUGGACGAUUUAUUGUCAGGAGGCGAUAACUCAGACGAAGUCAUACAAUUGGUUUCCGAAUUACAAAGUGUUCUGGCGAAAGGAAAAUUUCCACUGAGGAAAUGGAUAUCGAACGAUCAAAAUGUGUUGCAAACUAUACAAGAAGACUUGAGAGCAUUCGAAAGUUUGUGGGAUGUUCCGUCACAAGAUUCGUGCAAUGCGUUGGGUCUACGGUGGCAUCCAGGUGCCGACAAAUUUGGUUACAAGGUGAAUUUCGAUUCAAAAAAUGUUCCAGUCACAAAAAGGUCGAUCUUGUCAGUCAUCGCUAGUUUAUACGAUCCGCUUGGUUUACUGGCUCCUGUUGUUGUUAAAGCAAAAAUUAUUAUGCAGAAAAUAUGGCGUAUGGGAGUCGAUUGGGACGCACAUGUCAGCGACGACAUUAAGACCGAAUGGAUUGAACUGUACGGCAGUUUGAACAAAAUCAACGAAAUUGUCAUACCCCGUUGGCUGGGUUCGUACUCGACAAAGUGCUUGGAAUUACAUGGAUUUUCAGACUCGUCAAACGAAGCAUAUUCGGCUGUUGUGUAUUCAAGAAUGCGUCAGGAUGACGGAAGCUAUAAAACGAAUAUCGUCAUAGCCAAGACAAGAGUCGCUCCAAUUAAGCAAAUCACCACACCUCAUUUGGAAUUGUGCGGAGCUCUUCUGUUAACAAGGUUGCUAAAUUAUACGGUCGAUUCGUUGAAGUUGGAAAGAAUUCUGUUAUUCGCUUGGUGUGACAACACAGCUGUGCUCGACUGGUUACGUAAAGAACCAAUUUAUUGGAAAACGUUUGUGGCGAAUCGCGUAUCGGAGAUACAAACUACGUUUCCAUCGUUGAGUUGGCGAUACGUACCAUCAGACGAAAACCCCGCCGAUUGCGCUAGUCGAGGUAUUGGUGUGACAACUUUGCAAAAUCAUGAGCUGUGGUGGAAUGGACCACAAUGGUUGAGACAAGACGAAUCAUUUUGGCCUAAUGUGAUACCACCGACAAAUCCAGAAGCUGAAAAAGAAGCAAGAAAAACCGUUCAAGCCUGCGCUGUGGUUGUUGUUGACGAUCGAAUUGAUGCCUUGGCAUAUUCAUUGAAAUCGGAUCACGUAACCAAAUUAAUCAUCAGAAACUGUCAUUUGGUUAAUUUUCACGCUGGUACUACGUUGAUGAUGAGUCAAUUACGAAGACAAUAUUGGAUCGUAUCAGCAAGACUUUUGGUUAAGCAAUUUACGCGAAAUUGCAUCAAAUGUUGUCGUAUUCGUGGUCGUACAAGCGGUCAAAUUAUGGGAGAUCUACCAAGUGUUCGAGUUACAAGCGAACGACCGUUCUAUCGCAGCUCUGUCGAUUACGCAGGACCAAUUCAACUCAAAGUUCCGACGAACAACGCUAGAAGGUUUGGAAUCACCAAAGGCUACAUUGCGGUUUUUGUAUGUUUGGCAACGAAGUGUAUUCACUUGGAAGUGGCUUCCGAUCAAACGACUGAAAAGUACUUGGAAGCUUACAAACGAUUUUGCUCACGUAGAGGUGUACCACGAGAGUUGCGGAGCGACAAUGGUUUGAACUUUGUUGGUGCGAAGAACGAAUUGGCACGACUAUGGGCAAUGCUAAACGACCAGGUCACAAGUGAGCUUAUUCGAAAAUCAUUGGCGAAGGAUGGAACAGAUUGGUCUAUGAUCCCACCAUACACACCGCACUUGAAUGGGCUGUGCGAAGCAGCGGUUAAAUCAACUAAGUAUCAUUUGCAUCGAAUUUUGGGUCCAACACCGUUCACUUUUGAGGAAAUGUCAACAAUUUUAUGCCAAAUCGAGGCAAUACUGAAUUCAAGGCCGCUUAUUCCGCAAAGUGAUGACGUCAACGAUCUGAAUGUCUUAACACCGGGUCACUUUCUUAUUGGAGAACAGUUAACAGCGGUACCAGAACCAGAUAUUCAGCACAUCAAAUUGAAUCGUUUGGAUCGUUAUCAACUGAUGCAACGACAAGUUCAAGAAUUUUGGGCGAAAUGGAAAAGCGACUAUUUGAGCACACUUCAACAAAGGACUAAAUGGAAAUCACCGGUCGAUGAUUUGAAAGUUGGACAAUUGGUAACCAUCAAGGAUGAUGACAUUCCCCCCACAAAAUGGUUAAUGGCAAGAGUUGUGAAAAUUAAGCCCGGCAAAGACAAACGAGUAAGAGUUGCUCAAUUGCGAACAGUUACAAUCUCUGGUAAGGUUAAACCUGGAAACAACAUCCGUGAAAUGGUCGCCGAACUGAAGACAAAUUAUGGUAUCGCGGAACGCUCGGUUCAAAAUCUUUGUGUUUUGCCAUUGAAUGAUGAAGAAUUAGAGUCUUAG